Messenger RNA from Blepharisma stoltei, 279 nucleotides. Lineage: Eukaryota; Ciliophora; Heterotrichea; Heterotrichida; Blepharismidae. The record is from the annotation of a GenBank genome assembly.
AUGGCAGAGUUUCUCUCAUCGAAUCAGAUCGGCUUUCAUAAGAUUGAAGUUGCUUUUUUAGAGCUUCAUUUUCAAGUUUUAAAAGGUUCAUUUGGUUGAUAUCAUGAAUACUCCCCUCGAUUGCUUGCUGAUAACGAAGUUUCAAGUUUGAAUGUUCAGAAAGAACAAGCAAAUAUGCUUUGUAUAGUUCAUCAUACUGCUCUUCGAGGUAUUUAUUCGUUUUAUCCAUCCAAAUUUUAUUAUAAAUUUCCAAGUAUGGCCAUAUCUGUUUUUGUUUAA